Molecule: messenger RNA, 2389 nt
Organism: Gekko japonicus
Lineage: Eukaryota; Metazoa; Chordata; Lepidosauria; Squamata; Gekkonidae
Product: dapper homolog 2-like
Exons: 4
Biological process (GO): negative regulation of nodal signaling pathway
Cellular component (GO): cytoplasm
Source: RefSeq, a predicted model, not a curated record
UUCAUGCAGGUUAAACAUUGGUUGGAACUAGAUGCUAAUGUGAAUGUGCCCCUUUCCCUGUCACGUCUGAGAAGACAAGAUGUUGGACUGAAAAGCCACCUAGAUCAGCUGGACCAACAAAUUAGUGAACUGAAGUUGGAUGUUGGCAAGACCUCUAUUGACUGCCUUGACAGUGACAGCAGACCCAGCUCAGGCUUCUAUGAAUUGAGUGAUGGUGGUUCGUGCUCUUUAUCCAACUCCUGUACAUCUGUCUUCAGUGAAUCCAUCUCCUCUUCCCAUGCCAGUCUGCUGCCCAGUUCUCAGCACCCCAAAACCUGUCUCAGUGUGUUUGAUUACCGUCCCAAAUCUGCAGACGAACCCACAGUGCACAAACAGUUCCAGAAGCAAGGAAUCUAUUCUAGUGAUGGAUGUCAAAUCAAAGCUUGCCCAGAUAUUUCAGGAACUCCCACCAGGUCCAGGCCAAGACCUGUUUCCACAGGUGACCUUGAAAGACUGACGACAUCAGAUGCAGGAUUCCCCAGAGUAACUGACCCCAAGGCCCUUGUGUUUUGUCCAGAAGGGGAAAUCCAGUUCUAUUGCGUGGACCCUAAAUAUCAGAGUGACUUGGUCUCUAAGAAUGGGAAUGAUGUGUAUCCUUAUCCCAGCCCACUUCAUGCCGUAGCUUUACAAAGUCCACUUUUUUCUUUGGCGGGACCACCACCAGACACAGAGGCCCAUCCGUUGCCUAACAGAAUAGUGUCUAAUGCAAUUGGACCCAGUUUGAUUAGGACUCGGCCGGUCAUAGAGCCCAGGCCAAGGGGUUACAUCAACAAACUGCUCCAGCUGACACACUACAGGGGACAUAAUCCGGUGGACACUGAUGAGAGGGGUCCAACAAAGAACCAGCCAUCCACAAUGCACCAGAGACUCAUUAUAAUCCCUAGUGCUGGUGGAGUGAAAAUUAACAGCAGUGGCAGCCAGCUGGAAAAACAAGGGAGCUCACUGCGUCAUAACAAAGCUGAAGAGAAACUGCAAAGAGAGAUGCCCGAAGGGGAAUGUGCCGAACAGCAGGAGACUGUACACUGUGUGAAUAUAGAGCGGACAGACACCAUGCUUCAUGCAGAGUCAUCAUCAGCUGUGAAUAGCUGUUUUCCUGCCAGCUUGUCUGUAAGAGACUCUCCUCUGACAGAGGCAGGAGAAAGCAGCUUGGAGCACAGCUCUUCUAGCUCGCAGCUAGCAACUGAUGAGUCUAGCCUGAGCCCCCCCAAUACUAAUGUGGCCCCAGUCAAGAAAUCUCACAAGAAAUCUGUCAGCCUCAGCACACUGAAGGUAGAAGGUCAUGAACUAUUGCCUCAGCGGGAAUUUGUUCAUGCUAGGUUUGUCCCUGCAGAAUCCCAUCAAGUCAGGGUGAGGUUUGCUAACUCUAAAAUGAAAUCUGUGAAGGUAAAGAGGAGAAACAGCGAGAAGGUGUUGAGGCCUGGGAAGCAGCAGGCUUUUUAUGCAGAAAAGCCAAGGGGUGCUAACCAUGCUGCUACCAGGCUCCCUAUUGAGUGGAAUCUUCCUCAGAGACAGCACAGAGCAAAGAACCUUGUUAGGAGGCCAACUUUUGCUGGGGAAGCUACUGGAAGGUCAUGCUCAGAAUCCAGUUUAUAUCCUGUGCCAUUUAGAGUCCCUCAAGUACCCACCGGGCCUGAAUUAUACCAGGCAUCUGCUAAUGCCAUGUAUUCUUUUGAAGCAGCUUAUAUAGACACAGUUGCCAAGAAAAAGCAGCGCAAAUGGCAGUCCACAGUGGAAAUCUCAGCAAAGACCCAAGUUGCCAGUCUUUCUAGCGGCUUUGCCUUGAUUCCACCCAGGCACCAGGCAAAGAGAGCUGGGAUCAUGCGUGCUGUAAGCAUGAGGCCUCGCUCAAAGCACCACUACCCCUUUCGCCCUGGAACUUAUGCCAAAAGUGAAUCUGACCAUUCUGAAUACUCUGCAGAAUGUGCUUCACUCUUCCACUCCACCAUAGCUGAGACAAGUGAAGGAGAGGUCAGCGACUAUACAACCAACCGCUUUGGAGACAGUGAGUCCAGUGAAAGUGAUUCAGAAGGCAGCAGCAACAGUAGCAGCCUGACCCUUGACUAUGAUGAGGAAGGUGAGGAGCAUGAACUGGUCUGGCCCAACCCUUCUGUUAGGCAAUCAGCUGCUGUUCAGACCUCCUCCAAGCCUCUUCCACCGAUGCCCAAACUGUGUCGCAUUAAAGCUUCAAAGGCCCUCAAGAAGAAGAUUAGGAGAUUCCAGCCUGCCUCUCUGAAAGUGAUGACCAUGGUUUGAGGGACAGAAAAAGUCUGUUUUGUUAGCUGGCUUUACCUUCCUUUGCAAAACAAAGGAGGAUAGAUAGUUACGGACUUUGUUAAACUAAAUGUGAUUA